AGACAGGCAGCCUGUCCCAAUGACUUGGCAAAAGCUUUUCGCCAUGCUGCCCACUCCAUGUUGAUCUAACCAGCCGCUCAGCUGCAAACAGCUUUUUUACUGGAAGGAUGAGCCAUUGUUUCCAUGCUCUGCUCCUGUGGUAAGCUUUAAACUCACGUUUUCCCUGCCAAAGGACGAUUUGACCUACUUUGUUGACCAUGGUGCGCAAUGUGGAUGACCUGGACUUCUGCCUGUCCUCCCACCCUCAGAGCAUCCUGGAGGGCCUGCGCUCCCUCUGCUCUCACCCCAAACUGGUGGAUGUAACAUUAAGCGCGGGCGGCCGGGACUUCCCCUGUCACCGCGGCGUGUUGGCCCUCUGCAGCGCGUACUUCCGCUCCAUGUUCUCAGGGGACUUUGUGGAGAGCAUAGCUGCACGUGUGGAGCUUCAUGACGUUGAUCCUGAUAUACUCAGCUGCUUGCUGGACUUUGCAUACACAGGCAAACUGACCAUCAACCAGAGCAAUGUGGAGGGGCUGAUCUGCACCUCCAGCCAGCUGCAGUUCCAGACGGUGAGAGCCGUGUGCAGCCGAUACCUUCAGCACCAGAUCGAUGCGACCAACUGCCUGGGAAUACUGGAGUUUGGGGCGAUCCAUGGGUGCCCUGAGGUGAUGGCCAAAGCGUGGGCCUUCCUCUUGGAGAACUUUGAGGCUGUGCAGCAAGGUGAGGAGUUUCUACUGCUGGGAAAGGAGAGAUUGGUCGCCUGCCUGUCCGACGAAGGACUACAAAUCCGGACAGAGUGCACCCGCGUAGAGGCCAUCCUGAAAUGGGUCAGGCACCACAAGGAGUCUCGGCUCUGCCACCUCCCUGAACUCCUCACCUUAUCCCGUCUCCAUCUACUCAGCCUGGACUACCUGGCUGACACCCUGCUGAAGGACAGCCUGGUGCAGGCCUCUCCCAGCUGCAGAGAGACUGUGGACAAAAUACACAGAGAGAAGCUGGAUUUGGCACCAGAACAGACGGACAGACUCAACUCUCAGAGUCCACAACCAAACCUGCAAGAGGUGCUGCUGGUGAUGGGAGGACGUUCACUGGAUGACUCAGAUGAUGAAGACGACUCCGAUGAAGAGGACAGAGACCCACGACUGCAACGACUGCUGCCCAGGAACUUUGCCUUCUACAACACAAAGACAAAACAAUGGCAUGAGCUCCCUAACUUCCCCAACCCUAACAAGUGGGGCUACGCCAUGAUCUCCUUGAACAAUGAUGUAUACGUCACAGGGGGCUCGCGAGGUUCGAAUACCAACACCUGGUCGACCACAGAGACCUGGAAGUACAUCACAAGAGAGGGGAGGUGGGUUACUGUGGCACCCAUGCUCCGGCCUCGGACUAACCACACGUCAGCAACUCUCAACGGGGAGAUUUACGUCAUUGGAGGCACAACGUCAGAUCGUGUUGAAGUCGAGCAUUACGACCCUUACACCGACACCUGGGCAUUGACGUGCCCGGCCUUGAAAUACGUGACUAAUUUCACCGCCACGGCGUGUCACGGGAGGCUCUAUGUGAUUGGCUCAUGUGCUGUCAAGUACAAUGCACUGACUAUGCAGUGUUACAAUCCUGUUAUAGACAGCUGGAUCAGUAUAUGUUCACCCUUCAUCCCUAAGUAUUUGUCCUCUCCUCGUUCCGUCUGUGUGGAUGGCAUCAUAUAUCUGGUUGCCGACAACACUAAGAAAGUCUACUCUUACGAUCCAGAGGCAAAUAUGUGGCAGAAGGUCCAGCUUCUCCACAUGCUUCACGAGAAUGGCGGCCUGGUGUCGCUGGAUGGGAAGCUGUAUGUCACCGGAGGCCAUUGGAAAGGUAUGGAGGGGGACUACGGGGUGGAGGUGGAGGUGUACAACCGAGCCGCCAACACCUGGGAGGUGGAGAGCUUCCUGCCAAGACUUUGGUUCUACAGCGGAGUCUGCACCAUCUUCCUCGACCCAUCCCAGUGGCCUGAGGUUUUCCCCAUGGAGUCAGCAUAAUGGCCUCCUGUCCUGACGGGACUAAACUCAGGGUCAGAGAGUUCACAGAGACGUGUUACUAUCAUUCAUACCGUGUUACAACACAAGUGGAAUGUUGAUCCCAGGAUGUCAUUGUGCCCCAGAAUAGUGUGUUACAUGAUUCUCAGGUAUUCGUGGCUGUUUUAGGGCCUUGCUCGGCCGCUCAGCAGGUGUUUAUUUAUACUUUGUAUCACGUGUUUGAGAUCCAAAUUCCUUUGUGUAUUAUUGAAUAGAGCUUGUGAAUCAUUAAAUCUUUGUAGCGUGA
Epinephelus fuscoguttatus (brown-marbled grouper) is the source of this 2280-nucleotide messenger RNA. RefSeq names its product kelch-like family member 30 (gene klhl30). NCBI's taxonomy places the organism in Eukaryota, Metazoa, Chordata, Actinopteri, Perciformes, Serranidae. The record is from RefSeq and is a predicted model, not a curated record. Gene Ontology annotation, molecular function: protein binding. The transcript has 8 exons. The coding region runs from base 198 to 1997 and encodes 599 amino acids.